Molecule: messenger RNA, 1166 nt
Organism: Anguilla anguilla (European eel)
Lineage: Eukaryota; Metazoa; Chordata; Actinopteri; Anguilliformes; Anguillidae
Product: transmembrane protein 80-like
Exons: 6
Coding region: 364-801 (145 amino acids)
Biological process (GO): non-motile cilium assembly
Cellular component (GO): ciliary transition zone
Source: RefSeq, a predicted model, not a curated record
UAGGAGUGAAAAACAGCAGGACGUUAGAUCUCCAGGAACAGGGUUGGGGACCACAUAAAUAAAUGAUCUGAACAGAUUGGCUUUUGGAUACAGUUUGUGUUCAUACAAAUAGCCAUAGCCAUUAUUUUUGUAAAAAUAUAGCUUGAGUUGGAUUUUAUUUUUUAAUUUUGGAGGUUGUAUCACACCCUAUCAAUACAAUUAAGUCUUUGGUAUGAGCUUGCAUACUGUUCAACUAGUGUUCAACAGAGCUGAAUUGUGUCGGACGCUGCGCGCAGCCCCGAAUGCGUCUUCGUCACGCAACUGCGCAGUGCUUCUACAACUCAACCUGUGUGAUUCAGAUUUCCGGGCAGCAUCUAGUUCAAGAUGGCGGUAGUUAGGUCGGGCCGAACGUCCACUGUGCUGUCCUCCGUGCCCUUCCAGAUAACGCUCUACCUGUCGGCCGUCUACUUCCUCUUCUACUUCCUGUCCACGCUCUGCAUGAUCGUCUACAAGAGCCAGGUGCUGAGCUAUCCUGAUGGAAACCUGACCCUGGAUCUGUGUCUGCUAUUCCUCAUGGCUGCGCUGGAGCUUCUGAGACUGUACUGGGGUGUGAAGGGGAACCUGCAGGAGAGUGAGCGGGGUGUGGGGGCGAGUCUGGCUAUGACGGGGGGAACGGUGCUGCUGUGCUUGUACUUCCUGCUCUGGCAGUCCUACGUGCUGCGAGCCGACGUCAUCAUCAACGCCGCGCUGCUGGCCGGCUACCUGCUGGCCUUCCUCCUGGGGUUCGUCACGCUGGCGCGAUUCGCCAGUGCCUACGCGUGAAAGAGUUAAUCCUCUCAUGCCUCUGCUGCUGACUACGUGGGACGCCCCUGGCUGCUGCACCCCACCCUCCCACCCCCACCUUCACAGCAGCGGGUUCAAUUCACCGUUGGGACGUCCCGUUCUGGAUCAGAGGCAUUUGGGUUAAAGUCAUAGGGCAGGUUCACAUUGAGCUGUUCCCUUUGCUGCGCUUUGCUCCCCCAUGCCUCAAAACAGAUAAAAACAUUUUUACCUAUUAAUGUAUGGUCCAAUGAAACCCAUCCCUGUUCCCUGAUUGGUCUGUGGUGAUUACAUCAUAGACAUGCAGCUCACCACCGCUUCCCUGAUGGUAUGACAGGUUUCACGGUGGUACCCAUACCCCUGUUCCA